AUGGCGAGUUGCUUCAGCUACGUGUCUUCUCGUAACAAAUGUUACCAAUACAGCUUCUCACGCGCCGGUCUCCGAUCAUCUACCUCRGAUCUCGGCGACGGCACCGUCGUCCACUGCUGGGUCCCACAAACCCACAUCGACUCCAAACCCACUCUCCUCCUCCUCCACGGGAUCGGAGCUAACGCCAUGUGGCAGUGGGACCGGUUCAUCGACCGGUUUAUUCCCCGGUUCAACGUCUACGUACCGGACCUCAUCUUCUUCGGCGAGUCAUAA
Arabis nemorensis is the source of this 273-nucleotide messenger RNA. NCBI's taxonomy places the organism in Eukaryota, Viridiplantae, Streptophyta, Magnoliopsida, Brassicales, Brassicaceae. The record is from the annotation of a GenBank genome assembly.